This is a messenger RNA of Histoplasma capsulatum G186AR, 3272 nucleotides long. Its product is annotated as protein kinase. Gene Ontology annotation, cellular component: cytoplasm. Gene Ontology annotation, molecular function: protein serine/threonine kinase activity; ATP binding. Gene Ontology annotation, biological process: actin filament organization; peptidyl-threonine phosphorylation; protein autophosphorylation. The coding region runs from base 1 to 3045 and encodes 1014 amino acids. The record is from RefSeq and is a predicted model, not a curated record. Lineage: Eukaryota; Fungi; Ascomycota; Eurotiomycetes; Onygenales; Ajellomycetaceae. The transcript is spliced from 3 exons.
AUGGCACUUGCUGUACCGCCAGCUGGGACCUUCGCCCCAGGGACGAAGGUUCAAGUCGGAAACCACCGUGUUGUGAUCGAAAAAUACCUUUCUGAAGGGGGAUUCGCUCACGUCUACGUUGUCCGCCUUCCGCAUCCGAUCGAUGGCGCUGAGACCGCUGUGCUAAAAAGAGUUGCCGUGCCAGACAAGUUCGCUUUGGCAAAUAUGCGGACCGAAGUCGAAACCAUGAAGAAGUUGAAGGGACAUCGGCAUAUUGUCACAUACUUUGACUCCCACGCAUCCCAGUUAAAGGGCGGCGGGUAUGAGGUUUUCCUUCUCAUGGAGUUCUGCGCUGGAGGCGGCUUGAUCGACUUUAUGAACACUCGUUUGCAGAAUCGCUUGACGGAGCCUGAGAUCUUGAAGAUUUUCACCGAUGUUGCCGAGGGCACAGCCUGUAUGCACUACCUCAAACCCCCUUUGCUCCAUCGGGAUCUCAAGGUCGAAAACGUCUUGAUAGCGCUACAUGGGAAUUCGUUUAGCUACAAAUUAUGUGACUUUGGGUCUGCAGCGCCGCCACGCCCAGCUGCUGCUACUGCUGCGGAGGGAAGGCUGAUCGAGGAUGAUGUCCAGCGCCACACCACUCUACAAUAUCGCAGUCCGGAAAUGAUCGAUGUUUAUCGCAAACAGCCAAUCGAUGAGAAGAGCGAUAUAUGGGCGCUGGGCGUCCUUCUGUACAAGCUCUGUUAUUACACUACUCCCUUCGAGGAAGCUGGGCAGAUGGCAAUCCUGAAUGCCAAAUUUAAGUACCCUGCGUACCCGCCUUUCUCUGAUAGAUUAAAAUUGCUCAUUGCGUCUAUGCUGCGAGAGGACCCGCGAAAACGACCGAAUAUAUAUCAAGUAUUGCAGGAAGCGUGUCGUAUGCGCGGCAAAGAGGUACCCAUUACAGACAUUUACUCCGGGCGUUCACAUUCUGAGUCAAGACGCUACCAAAAACUUCCACCAUCUCCCAACGAAACACCAAAGAUAGGGGCCGUAUUCUCCCCGCCCAUUCAGGAGACGCAGAUUAUUCCUGACAUAGCUCCUAUGAGGCGAGGGAGACCGACCAAACCUACCUCACAUCACAACUCAACCAAACCCAGUCCGUCGCCAUUAAGAGUCGCUUCAAGUGACCCAUUUGCUGCCCUUGAUGGAGGCAAAGUGCCUAACGGAGACGAGCUCUCCUCCAGGUUUCCAACCUUGGACGAAUUUUCUCUCUUCCAUGACCAAGGGUCCAAAUUUGAGUUUGAGCCGACGGUGCCAGAAGCCAAGCCACCCACGGAAGACCUUUCAAAACGAAUAACCAAUGCUCUCGCGGAUGAGGCCUUUGCCAAAGCCAAUCCAACUCCUGUUUCCCAGAAAAACCCGGCAAUAGGAUCACAGUCCAAACCUCUCGGCGAAAAUAAACCAUUAGAAGAGAAGAUUUUGAUACCAUCUCCGGAUUUACGCGCUGAGCUUACACGACAACAAACUACUACCCUACAUCAACCUAUUCCUCAAAAGCCAGUCAUGGUGUCCACUGGCACCAUGACAACUCCUUCCCCCCGCCUGCGUCCAUUAGAUAGCCCGCCUUUUUCUCAACGAUCCAAAUCCAGGCUUCCUAAUUCCCUUGAAAAGCGACAUUCCGCCCAACAAUUCGAGAGCGAGAAUGAAAAAACCCCCAGCGGUCGUGACGUUUAUAUAUCUCGUGGGGCAUUCUUCAAGCGUGAAUCGAAACAGAACGCUUCGUUCGAAGAUCUACCGAGGUCACCGGUCUCGUCUAGACCAUCAUUAGAGGGAUCCCGACCAUCCGCUCUUGAUACAAGUGAUCCAACCGCUCGUUCUAAAUCGGCAAACUCGAAGUCCCGACCUGCCAGUUCUUUCAUUGGAUCUAGAUCGGAGCGUUUUCGGGAUUUUGAUAGUUCGAGAGACUCCCUCGAUUCUAGCUUCCCUCGCGGUGGAUACGAUGGGAGUGACGUCUUACAUCACCCACGGUUGGAAACCGAUCGUGACCAUGAGCGAGCCAAUAUAUCGUCAGACAUUGAUUUCUUACGAGCCAAAGAAGUAGAGGAAUCAAACCGAAAACGGGAGAAACGUGUCAGUAGCGGGUCAAAACAUAUGAAACGUUCGAGUUUGACGUCUAUAUCUCUAUCUGGGACUAAGAAUCUACUCGCCGGGCGGUUUGGCGAUGCGUUCCGUCGUUUUGAGAAUAAUGCAGCACAGGAACGGACAAGCCGAAGUCCUUCCCCUGACAAUGUGAAUGCACGCCUCACUCCAAUAACAGGUUCAGAAGUUACUGAGAUGAGCGAUGAUGGCUGUGAAGUCAAUGAUGGCGAUAUCUCACCAGAGAUGCGCCGUGAGUUAGAGCGACGACGUUUAUCACUGGAAGAGAGGCGAGUGGCAAAUGCUGCUGCUGAGUAUCGCCAGCGGUUAGCGGAACGUGGAGAAGAUGGGGCCCGUGGUGGAGGAAGGAUUGAAGGAGUAAGAGCGGCAUCGAUUCAAAGCAAGGUCCAGUCACUCCUCAAAGAAAACGAUAGACACCCAACGGUCAAGACCGCUUCUGGCUAUGGACGAUACACUGAUACAGAAGCUGCUUUGCAGGCGAAGCAGUUUGAGCAACCCUCUAUACCACCACGGGCCGUACCAUUCAACGUCCCCCGAAAACCUGUCUCGAUACAACAACAGGCCACCGAACAGGCUCCUCGACCGCAGCCAAAGGACCCGCGCUCCGCGGGUCCGCUUACAAUGCCCAUACGAUCCCAACAGCCGACGCCAUCUGAGCAAUUCGUAUCACGCGCCUCCACCACCGCUGCGGAUCAAAAACCCCCAGCACCUCCCAAACCACAAAACCUGCGUACCGGUAACCGUACCGAAAACGUUGUUAAGGAACACAACCCCCCCAUAGAAACGGCCAAGAAAACAAGCCAAAAUGACGAUUGGGAAGCGAAUUUCAGUAAACGAUACCCAAGCUUAUCUGGGUUAGAGCUGGUGGAGACGGAGAUAGACAUACCUACCCCUCGUGUCCACGCUAUGAGGACGAAGGAGGUGUAAAUGAAGGAAAAGGUGUACGGAAUGGAAUUUCCUUUCCUUUCAUUUUCAUUUUCACUUCAUUUUCCUUUCUUUUUAUUUUUAAUUGAGCUGUAUUCCUCGUUUUAUUUCUUCCCUAAAGAACUCCAUCUAUUCUCUUUCCAUAUUCUAUAUUCUCGUGUCAUCGCAGCUCUAGUAGUUAAGAUACCAAUGAAGAAUCCAGUCAACAACGCCCAACUCUUUUACUUACC